This is a messenger RNA of Penicillium samsonianum, 1629 nucleotides long. RefSeq names its product Nascent polypeptide-associated complex subunit beta. NCBI's taxonomy places the organism in Eukaryota, Fungi, Ascomycota, Eurotiomycetes, Eurotiales, Aspergillaceae. Gene Ontology annotation, cellular component: nascent polypeptide-associated complex; cytosol. The transcript has 6 exons. The record is from RefSeq and is a predicted model, not a curated record. Bases 1 to 1629 code for a protein of 542 amino acids.
AUGGGCCACAUCGUCGUGACCGGCGGCUCCGGCAAAGCAGGCCAAUUCGUCAUCAACGAGCUCCUCAACGCCGGACACAAAAUCCUAAACCUGGACCUGAUGGAAUUGGAACACCCAGAUGUGCACACCCUAAAAACCGACCUCGCCGACAGCGGCCAAGUCUUCAACGCCCUGUCCGGCCAAUGGACGCUCCGCGAGCCCUUCCCGGAAGGCCUCCCGCCACGCCCAGACGCCGUGGUCCACCUCGCAGGCUACGCACGCAACAUGCUCGUACCAGACAACGAGACCUUCCGCUCGAACACGCAGGGCACAUACAACAUCAUUGAAGCAGGGUGCAAGCUAGGGAUCCGCAAGAUCAUCAUCGCCAGCAGCGUUACAGUGUACGGGGUAGCUUUCGCGCAGGGCGAUACUAACUUUCCCUCAUUCCCGAUCCACGAAGACCUGGACGUCAACCCGACGGAUACGUACGCGAUCGCGAAGCUAUGCAGCGAGCGCAUUGCGCGGGGCUUUGCGGCGCGCUUCGGGGUGGAUAUCUAUACCCUGCGUAUUGGGCGUGUCAUCGAGCCCGAGGAGUACAACAAAGAUAUCUUCUACAGCUAUGUGCAUGAGCCGGCGCUGUGGAAGGUGCAUGGGUGGUCGUAUAUUGAUGCGCGGGAUCUUGGUGGGAUGUGUGAGGCGGCGUUGCGGACUGAUGGGCUUGGGUUCCAAGUCUUCAAUGCUACCAAUGAUCACAUUACCAAUCUUAGUCCUACGAAGGACUUUUUGCAGUCGCAGUUCCCGGAUAUACCUAUCACGCGCGAGAUGGAGGAGUUUGAGGCGCCGUUUUCCAAUGCGAAGAUAAAGAAGCUUCUUGGAUUUCAGGAGAAACAUCCAUGGCACAAGUAUUUUAGUAAUUGGGAGAAGAAGCAGAUUGAGAUGGAGGAGACCAAGAGGCGAAUAUUCUGGUCAAACUCCCCACACAAAACUCUUGGGGAUGCAUCAUCAUUCCACCCACUUCCACUUCACGUUCCCUCUUACCAUCUCCCCCUCAACCCUUUUUUAACGGCGAUCACCCCUCCCGACUUCAUCAUGGAUCAGGCAAAGUUGGCUAGAAUGCAAGCGAGCGUUCGCAUCGGGUAUGUAUAUCGUGUCCAGAAUUGUUUUCAUCCCGACCUCUCGAUUCCCUACGGAAGAAACGAAUUUUCGAACUGCAAUAGCCGGAUUCGACACAGCCGAUAUGGCAAGGGUACUCCCCGCCGCAAGGUCAAGAAGGUCGUCCGCAACUCCGGCGCCGAUGACAAGAAGCUCCAGGCCGCCCUCAAGAAGCUGAACGUCCAGCCCAUCCAGGGCAUCGAGGAGGUCAACAUGUUCAAGGAGGACGGCAACGUCAUCCACUUCGCCAACCCCCGUGUUCACGGCGCCGUCCCCUCCAACACCUUCGCCCUGUACGGCAACGGUGAGGAGAAGGAGCUCACCGAGCUCGUUCCCAACAUCCUGAACCAGCUCGGCCCCGACUCCCUCGCUUCCCUGCGUAAGCUCGCCGAGAGCUACCAGAACAUGCAGAAGCAGCAGGGCGAUAAGAAGGACGACGACGAGGAGGAUGAUAUCCCCGACCUCGUCGAGGGCGAGAACUUCGAGACUAAGGAAUAA